AUGCCUGAGACGAAAGACAAGUCCAAGGUUCACAGGCUGUCCAUCAGAGGAUCGGCCAAGCUUGUGUCUGAAUUCUUUGAAUACUCGAUCAACUCGAUCCUCGUCAAGAAAUAUGGCCUCAAUAUGCUCGUGUCCGCCGAUGACCAGGUGAAGGCGUAUAUCAAGAAGAUCAUGUCGCAAUUGAACAAGUGGAUGUCGGGUGGAAAGAUAUCCAAGCUAGUCGUCGUCGUCACCGACAAGGAAACCGGCGAGCACGUGGAGCGAUGGCAGUUUGAUGUCGAAAUCUUCAAAAGCUCGAAGAGUUCAAGCUCCCGGAAAACAACAGAUAAGGAGAACUCGGCUCCGGGGGACGCGGAAGCCCAGCCUGCGGAGCCAGUUGAGAAAACGGAGAAGGAGAUUCAAGAAGAGAUUCAAGCAAUCUUCCGUCAGAUCACCGCUUCGGUCACCUUCCUCCCGGUCCUAGAUGGAGACUGCACCUUCAAUGUCCUUGUCUACGCCGAUGCGGAUUCGGAGGUACCUGUGGAAUGGGGUGACAGUGAUGCCAAGGAGAUCAAGAAUGCCGAAAAGGUGCAGUUGCGAAGCUUCAGCACGAACAAUCACCGAGUGGGCACUCUUGUCAGCUACCGACUGGCGGAUUAA
Penicillium waksmanii is the source of this 639-nucleotide messenger RNA. RefSeq names its product spindle checkpoint protein MAD2. NCBI's taxonomy places the organism in Eukaryota, Fungi, Ascomycota, Eurotiomycetes, Eurotiales, Aspergillaceae. The coding region runs from base 1 to 639 and encodes 212 amino acids. The record is from RefSeq and is a predicted model, not a curated record. The transcript is spliced from 7 exons. Gene Ontology annotation, cellular component: cytoplasm; nucleoplasm; kinetochore. Gene Ontology annotation, biological process: mitotic spindle assembly checkpoint signaling.